AUGGCUGGCCGCCUUUACGGGAGCAACGCUAUAAAUUAUUAUAUCUUCUCGUUGCUCCCGAAGCCGUGUUCCAUCACGACCGCUGGCGGACACGAAGGUCAUUUCCCAUGUCGCCAGCGGACGUUUCUCGGCAACGGAAUAAAAGAUAUUCCGACCAGUUGGUUCACGCUGAACGUGAACGAGAACGAGGACGGGGCGGUGGUGUUGCAUACUCCACACCACCGCAUUCCCGUGUUUGAGCAAUCAGUGCUCAAAAGAAAUGCACGUCCAUCACCGAUGAUGGACGUUCAUCCCAUCCGAGCGGUAUCAUAA
Messenger RNA from Paraglomus brasilianum, 312 nucleotides. The record is from the annotation of a GenBank genome assembly. NCBI's taxonomy places the organism in Eukaryota, Fungi, Glomeromycota, Glomeromycetes, Paraglomerales, Paraglomeraceae.